CCACCACCACCUCUCCCACAAUCCCCACCACCACCUCUCCUACAAUCCCCACCACCACCUCUCCCACCACCAUCUCUCCCACCACCUCUCCCACCACCACCUCGACCACAACCCCUCCUCUGGUCUGUAUCAACAGUGGUAAGCUGCAGAGUCGAGUUUGUAUCAGUCCUGAUGAGUGGACAGGAGAGACCUGUUCAGAUGGGAAUUUCUGCAAUUCCACCAGCAAGGAUGGAUUCUCCUUCCGAAGAACAACGGUUGGCUGGUCUGCUUAUUCAAAUGAGUUAUGUAAUAAGACAACCAGUGCCGGUUUACCAAGAGCAUCAGCAAGAUGUUUGAAUGACACUGGAUCUCCAAUGUUUGGUUCUCCUCACAAGCUGCAGUGUGAAUUGCUCCUCAGGGACAUUCAAGGAAAUAUCUCCAGCAGUCCAGGUGAUUUACUAAAGUUAGCCGUCAGUACUCAGAUCCUGACCUCCCAACCAGAGCAGCUGUCAGCUGACAACAUCACCACAGCAGCUCAGAUAGCUAACACACUGCUUCAGUCUGCAAAUAUCACAGAGGACAUCGCAGUGGCAGCUGUAACUACCAUCAGUCAGCUGCUGAAUGCCAGUGAGGAGAGUACACAGGAGAGAGACGCUGUCCAGAGCCUCACAGAGACCCUGGAGAAGUUUUCCAUGGACCAGCACAAUAAUGUGUCCUUGAUUGUUCAGCCCAAACUGGCAGUCCAGUCUGUCCAAGUACCAAGUGACUCAGUAGGGAUCCAGUUUACUGCUCUAACUGGAAUUUCUGGUAAUUUUGUGGCCAACAGAAUUCAUCUCAACACCAACACCUCUGAACUGAUAGCUGACAACGGAGGUUCUACCGAUAUCCAGAUUGUUAUCAAAUUCCCACCAGUUUCGCAUAGUAACAACACAAACCACUCCAUUGGUUUUGUGCUCUACCAAAACGACCGGUUCUUCAGGUCCAGGGCUUUCAGAGCUUCUUCAGGGACCAGCAGAAGGGUCAUCUCUGCUAACCUGGGACAAGUGUCUGGGUUACAUGUUGAGAUGCUCUUCAAGCCCACAGCUGUUCCCAACGCCUCCCUCUAUGACUUUGCCUGCGUGUCAUGGAACUACACGUUGAAAGACUGGAGCACCUAUGGCUGCUCCAAAGUCAACCACUCAGAAGACGGCCUGCGAUGUUUCUGUAAUCACACCACUAACUUCGCUGUGCUGAUGUCGUACAGGAAGGAUUUUAAAUACGCUGAAGCGCUAAACUGGAUCACCAUAUUGGGAUGCUCCAUGUCCAUCAUAGGGUUGAGUUUAACAAUAACAUUCCAGAUCGUGACCAGGAAAUCACGCAAAACCAACCCAACAGUCCUCUUAGUGAGUGUCUGCGUGUGUCUCCUGAUCUUCACCCUCCUCUUCAUGUUGGGAGUGGACAACCCUCAUAAACAGCUGGACAGACCUGAAAUACAGAAGGACAACAUUCUCCCCCCGUCCGACACACACACAGAGCGGGACAGAGGGCCCUGUACUGUAGUGGCGGUCCUGCUGCAGUACUUCCUGUUGGGGACGUUCACCUGGAACACGCUGUACGCCACACAUGUCUUCCUGGUGAUCAGAAACAGCCUGGCCACCAGCCCGUCAGACUUCACAGCCUAUACCGUGGCCAUCGGAUGGGGACUGCCUGCGGUUGUGGUGGCUCUCACCUUAGGAAUUAGUUACAGAGUGGAUGAUCCACUGGGUUACAGGCAGGAGGAAUUUUGCUGGCUUGCUGCCCUCGAUCCAAAGGGAAACUUUGACUUCAAGCUGCCAAUGUUUUGGGGGUUUCUGAUCCCUGUGGCGUUCAUGCUUAUCUUCAACACAGUGGUGUUGGUAUAUUUUGCAGUUACAACAUGCAAGACCAACCCACAUUUAACCAGUACAAGACACACAUCGAUGAAGAAGAAGUUCCUCAGUAGCUUCUCUCUGGCUGUGGUGCUCGGUCUCUCCUGGAUCCUGGGCUAUCUGUUGCUCAUUACACAGAACGAGACCAUGUACACCAUACUCAACAUCUCCUUCUGUGUACUCACCACCACUCAGGGCUUCCAGAUUUUCAUUCUGUUCACAGCAAGAACAGCAAUUUUCAAGAAAAAUAUGUUAAGUGUUUUGAAAUCUGUCUCUAGCGCUGGGAUCCCUCUUCACACCAAGAAGUUCAGUCUAUGGCGAGGAAAGCACAGUGAUCAAGUAGAAUCAUACACACAGCUGGACACUGAUCUGUCAUUUCCACCUUGGUCCUCACAGACAUCUAACUGAUGGACUGCAAGUUCAACCUGUGUUGAAAAAUAUCUCAUAUACCUCCACUAUUAUCCUAUAAUAUAUAAUAUAUAAUAUAUAAUACACACAACAUUUUGUGUCAACGUAUAUUUACUGUGAAUUCCCUCAGAAGUUGUGUUGUCCAAUGACAUUUGUUCUUUAUAAAAUGUUACUGUUUUAAAUAAAUCUACGAUUAUUCUC
This is a messenger RNA of Salmo salar (Atlantic salmon), 2474 nucleotides long. Its product is annotated as adhesion G-protein coupled receptor G7-like. Gene Ontology annotation, cellular component: membrane. NCBI's taxonomy places the organism in Eukaryota, Metazoa, Chordata, Actinopteri, Salmoniformes, Salmonidae. Gene Ontology annotation, biological process: G protein-coupled receptor signaling pathway; cell surface receptor signaling pathway. Gene Ontology annotation, molecular function: G protein-coupled receptor activity. The record is from RefSeq and is a predicted model, not a curated record.